Hyla sarda is the source of this 3596-nucleotide messenger RNA. It is a transcript of the gene TBC1D31, whose product is annotated as TBC1 domain family member 31. Gene Ontology annotation, molecular function: protein binding. Gene Ontology annotation, cellular component: centrosome. NCBI's taxonomy places the organism in Eukaryota, Metazoa, Chordata, Amphibia, Anura, Hylidae. The record is from RefSeq and is a predicted model, not a curated record. The transcript has 22 exons. Bases 195 to 3446 code for a protein of 1083 amino acids.
GGCUCCAGAGUAGAGUUGAUAGGGCGUUUAAUGUUAGGGGGCGUGGCUUUCAUUCCCGCUGCGCUGCCCGGUUGCUCAGGUGUAGGGGGCGGGGCUAGACGGCCUCCUGUUACUCUCCCAUAUCCCUGCAGUUAUAUGACUGCCAAGUGUCCCCACAACUGCUGCGAGACCAGCUCGUCUCCUCCACCGCAGUGAUGCAGACUACAGACCUGGGAAGCAAAGAGUCAGGAAAGAUCUGGCACAGGAAGCCUACGCCGGGGACCACUGAUGGGAUUAUAGUGAAUAUAGUCCAUGGAACUGCGGGUUCUCAGGCCAAAAUGAUGCGGUUCCUACAGGUUGCAUUUGACGGCCCUGGAGAUUGCUUCCUCGCCGGAGAUCACUUAGGAAGUGUUUAUCUCUUCAACAUGAACAGGAACAGAUUUGAUCAUGUGCAGAGAACCCAUCAGGCGUGCACCGCUCUGGCGUUUAAUCUACAUAGAAAAUCUGAAUUCCUUGUGGCUUUGGCAGAUUAUUCUGUCAAAUGUUUUGACACAGACAACAAGGAGCUGGUGAGCUGGAUGCGAGGACACGAUUCUACCAUCACGUCCAUCUCCAUACAUGGGUCGGGCAGAUACGCAGUCACCACCUCCAGCGAGACCGCUCAGCUCUGGGACUUGGAUACCUUCCAGAGAAAAAGAAAGCUGAACGUUCGCCAGUCAGUAGGGAUACAAAAGGUUUUUUUCAUUCCAUUAAGUAAUACAAUCCUGAGUUGCUUUAAAGACAAUUCCAUCUUCGCGUGGGAAAGUGAUACCCUAACCUGCAAAUACCAGCUGCCAGCUCCGGAGAGCGGACCCGUCUUUCAGUAUAAAGCCUUUGCCAUUACAAGGGAUGGGAGGAUGUUGGCAGCUGGAGGAAAAUCCAACAACCUUCAUUUGUGGUGCCUGAGCUCCAAACAGCUGUUCAGAAUCGUCCAGAUGCCCAGUACGGUGCGCAGUGUGCGCCAGCUGGAGUUCCUUCCUGAUAACUUUGAUGGGGGCUCCAGCCAGGUUCUAGGCGUCCUCAGUCAAGAUGGGAUAAUGAGAUUUAUCAAUAUUGAGACGUGUAAACUUGUGUUUGACAUUGGAAGCCAUGAUGACGGCAUAGUGACAUCAUCUGUAAGUCCCAAUGGUCGAUACAUCGCCAGCAUCAUGGAAAACGGCAGCAUAAACCUUUACAGCGUCCAAGCGUUGACCAAAGAACUCAAUAAGCCACCACCUCCACUAGUAAAGGUUGUGGAUUUAACAAAAGACAAGGAUCUUACCGCUAAUAGGUCCGGGCCAACGACCGAGAAAGUGAACGUUUCCACUGGACGCCCCUGUAGGCCUUGGAAGUCCAAGCAAGAAGUAGUGAAGACAAAAUAUCUUCAGCCCGAUGAGUGUAACACGUCUGAUAACAAAGAGAAUGAGUUACCGAGCGGGCUGAGCAAGCAGCGGCUUAGAGCUAUCCUGAAGGGGUUCGGAGAAUAUCCAGCAAAAUACAGAAUGUUCAUCUGGCGUUCUCUGCUCCAGCUACCGGAGAACUAUGCGGCCUUCAGCAGCCUCACCGACAAGGGCACACACCCCCAGUACAUCCUGCUUCACCAGGAAUACCCCAUCAAGAGCACAAAGCUUCUCAGAGUCUUACAGAGGACUCUCUCUACAUUGGCCCAUUGGUCUACGAUAUUUGGAGAAACAAAGUACCUGCCCCUCUUGGCAUUUCCAUUUGUAAAACUUUUUCAGAACAACCAGCUCAUCUGCUUUGAAGUUGUGGCCACAGUGAUAACCAAUUGGUGUCAGCAUUGGUUUGAAUAUUUUCCGAAUCCUCCAAUCAAUAUUCUUGGCAUGGUUGAAAAUGUGUUGGCGCAUCAUGACAAGGAGCUUCUCCAGCACUUUGUGAAGUAUGACAUCACAUCACAGGUUUACGCGUGGCCUCUGCUGGAGACUCUAUUCUCCGAGGUGCUGACAAGAGAAGAAUGGCUGAAGCUCUUUGACAAUGUAUUUUCCAAUCACCCGUCCUUCCUGCUGAUGGCGGUGGUGGCGUAUAUCCUCUGCUCACGCUCCCCAUUACUGCACUGCAGCCAGAGAGAAGACGUUGAGUAUUUUUUCCAUCACCGGAAUAACCUGGACAUCACUGCAAUGAUUAAAGAGGCGUACCAUGUUAUGGACGCCACGCCGGCCGAAAUUCACCCACAAAACCUUUUAAAUGACUUUGUGCCCCUCACUAAGGGGCAGUAUCCCAUAUUCAACAAGUACCCCAAAUUUAUUGUGGAUUACCAGAGCCAAGAGAGGGAGCGGAUCCGGCAGGAGGAGCUGGAGUACUUACGGGAGAGACAAAUGUCCCAUGAAAUGGAGGCCGAGGCUUUGAGACGUCGCGCCGAUGAUGAAGCCUGGUACCAGCAACAAGAGCUUCUCCGAGGAGCAGAACAGCAGAGGCGUCAGCUUCUUAUCGAGGAGGAACAAAGGCUCCUGCAGCAAAGGCAAAGGCUGGCAGCUGUAAAGCGAGAACUGAAACUGAAGGAACUUCAGCUCCUAGAGGCAGCGAGGAGACGUUUCAUGAAAUACCAGCAGGAUCAGAGGAAAAUCGAACUAAGACGCCUGGACGAUGAGAUCGAACGGAAGAUGUGUAUACGGGAAAGGGAGACAGCCACUGUGGUCCAAGAUGUGGAGAUCCGGCAGAUGGAGCUGGAGGCUCAGAGACGCUUCUAUGAACAGCAAUUGGCUAAAGAGCUGGAGGCCGAGAGGCAAGAAGUGAAAGGAGAACACGAUGCAAACAGGAAGAAGGCCGACCUGGAAGAACAGAUGUUCUGGAGGCUGAUGGAAACGGAGGCUGAUCUCAAAGACAAACAGUUGCUGGAAGAGAGUUUGGCCAAAGCCGACCGGUUAUGUUCAGAGACUGAGUGGAAGCUCCAGGCUCUUCAGAAACAGAAGCAGGAUGACGUGCAUCGUGGGAAACAUUAUGAAGACGUGGCCAAGUUAGCGGAGAGCAUCAAGGAGCAGGAGAAGCAGUUGUGCGAUGUCCUAAAGGAACUGGAGGAGAGAAAGUGGGCAGAAGUAUCGAGCAGACGGUCACAGCUGGAAACUGAGCAGCUCUCACAAUCCGCAUUAGAUGCAGAAAGGAGGAAGUUUUUACAUAAAGGCCUAGUGCAAGAGGUGCAGCCAGAGGACGUCCUGCCGGAGACCGAGAGUGAAUAUUCUGACCGCCUUCGUGACGUGAAUCUACAUUCCCCGGAGGGUGAGAAAGAAGCUCAGAACAAACCACAAAACCUUUGCUUAAAUGACGUCUCUUCUUCCAGCUCAUCCACACAUUUUUCUCUGGAUCGAGGAAGAGAGACCUUGGAGAGUAAGGAACGUGCCCUAAUGUCAGAAGUGCGAGAGCUCAGACAUAAACUGGCCUCACAGGCCCGGAGGAAACACCCCACGUCAUGUUACCCGAGCACACAGUGGACAUGACUUCUGCUUCAGUCAGAUAGCUAUUUUAUUUAUCAGAAAUAUAUUUAUUUUCAGUCCUGAUUUUCCUACCUUGUUUUGUACAGUUGAAUCAUUUCCCAAUGUAUAUGAUCAUUAAACACAUUUUAUUACUGAAGAGAUUGUUCAUUUAUA